Pogona vitticeps (central bearded dragon) is the source of this 1097-nucleotide messenger RNA. It is a transcript of the gene IAH1, whose product is annotated as isoamyl acetate hydrolyzing esterase 1 (putative). Gene Ontology annotation, molecular function: hydrolase activity, acting on ester bonds. The record is from RefSeq and is a predicted model, not a curated record. NCBI's taxonomy places the organism in Eukaryota, Metazoa, Chordata, Lepidosauria, Squamata, Agamidae.
UCGUGGGGCCAACUCUCCACACGAGAGAGCCCCUCUUGCACCGGAGGGAAACGAGGGCGAGGCCCAGAAUCGGCCAACCAUUCCCCAUCUUCAGGCUCCCCUCAUGGAGAGGGCGGCGGGGGGGAGAAGGGUUGAUCCAAGUCCCGAAGAAAGGGCUCUGCCGGGGCUGGGUAGGUGGGGGGGGGCAGGCCCGCCUCCCGGCCGAGGAAAGGAAGCUGCCGGAGCGGGAAGGGAAGCCAUGGCGCGGCCCGAGGGCGCCGUCGGCCGCCAGCUGCUUCUCCGACCCCGGAUCGUCCUUUUCGGAGACUCCAUUACUGAGUUUUCCUUUGAAGAGAAUGGAUGGGGAGCAUCCAUUGCUCACAGGUUAGCUAGAAAAUGUGAUGUCUUGAAUCGUGGACUCUCUGGAUAUAACACGAGGUGGGCAAAAAUCGUUCUUCCAAGACUGGUCAACAAGGAUUCUAUUGCUAAGACUGUAGCUGUAACAGUUUUCUUUGGCGCUAAUGACAGUGCUUUAAAAGAUGUGAAUCCUAAACAACAUGUUCCGCUAGAUGAAUAUGCUGAUAAUUUGAGAGCCAUGAUACAGUACUUAAAAUUUGUGGAUAUUACAGAAGAUAAAGUUGUCCUGGUGACACCGCCACCACUUCAUGAAGCAUCCUGGGAAAAAGAGUGUAUUGCCAAAGGUGAAAAAUUAAACCGUCUCAACUCUACCACUGGGGAAUAUGCCAAGGCCUGUGUUAAAGUAGCAGAAGAGUGUGGCACUUCUUUCAUUGACCUGUGGACAUUGAUGCAAAAAAAUAAUCAGGACUUUUGCUGCUAUCUAUCCGAUGGACUCCAUUUAUCAGCCAAAGGAAACAAUUUCCUAGCAAACCAGCUUUGGUCACUCCUGGAACAAAAAACAUCCCCCCUUCCUAUGCUGCUUCCCUACUGGCGAGAUGUGGAUCAUCUAAAUCCAGAAGCUAGUCUCCUGGGCAGUCCUCAGGAUUGAAUAGAAAGUACAACAGAAGCACCUGUGCAGACAGCAGCAGCAUCUUUAAAUGUAGAGAAUAAAAUUCCUUGCAGUGAGGUGAAGUGGGGGAAUAAAUAAUUUUUUAAUGAAA